GAAUAUCAGUUUGUACUGGAAAAAUGCUAUAUUUGGAAUCAUAGAAUCUCAGAAAUUUAAAGUUAGAAGAAAUAUCUGAAGCUAUAACUCAAUAAAGGAUCCUUUCCUAUGAGCAGGUCCAGCCCUUUUAGAAAUACUUCCUAUGAGGGAGAAACACCUUACCCUCCCCAAAGCAGCCAGCCCAGCCCACUUUGGAAUAGAUCUAAUUGUUAGGAAUUUUUUUUUCUUAUAUCAAGCCUACACUUGCCUCUUGCCAACUUUAACACCCAUAUCCACCCCUGCCCAUAGGGGAGAAGCCUAAUCUUUCUCCUAAAGGACAAUACCUCAAAAUAUUUAAACAAUAGUUUAUUGCUCUCCUUAAGUCUCUUUUUCCCCCCAAAACAUCCCCAUUCCAUCCUCCUGUGGCUGAAACUUGAGUCACUUUAUUCUCUUGGUUACCCUGCUUUGUCUUACCUAAAAUACUGUGCUUAGAACUGAGCAUAGUUUUCUAGAUGUGUACUACUCAGGGUAGAGUGAAAUAUUAGCUUGCCACCUUCUUAUUUCUGAGUUCCCUUUUAAAAUCACAUUAGUUUUCUUAGCCACUACUUAAUGUAUAGACUUGUAUUGAGCACUAAAAUCCUCAGAUCUUUUGAAGGGAAGAUUCCCAAAUAUGCAUUUAUAUACUAUCACAUUUCAGUGUAUGGAAGAAAAACAAAGACAGAGGGAAACACAGAAAACAGUUUUGUCACCAUUUUGUUCAAUUUAAUAUAUAUAUAAACUUUUUUUAAGCCCUUACCCUCUGUCUUAGUAUCAGUUUCUAGACUAAGAACAAUGGCAAGGGCUAGGCAAUUAGGGUUAAAUGGCUUGCCCAGGAUCAUACAGCUUGGAUGUGUCAGUCACACUUCAGCCUAGAACCUCCUGACUCCAGGCCUAUCACUCUGAACACUGAGCCACCUAGCUGCCUCUGUUGCUUAUAUUGAUAGUUUUUAUAAUUACAAUAAAGUAAAAUUUGGUCUUAGUUGAGAGCAGUGUUUGAAAUAUAGCCUUAACUGACUUUUAUAUACUUCUAAACUUUAUGAUGGGUUGACAAAUUAUCUUUCACUUUUAAAAAAAUAUUAAAAAAUUGGAAUCGUGGCAUGGAGGACAAAAAGGAACUAAGAGAACAUAUCUUCUCUUGUCAACUAAGCCCUCAUUGUUCAAAGAGUUGGCCACCUAAAAACAUGUUGGGUGGAAGAGGAAAGCAAAGCCAAGUUAUAGUUAGAAAUUUGACCCUAGGUAGAUGAAUGUUCCAAAGACAGUUAAUUGGAAACUGACUUUUCUCAAAUAGAAAAUUAUAUUAACAUAACAUAAAAAAUUUAAAAUAGCACCAAUAUGAAUUAUAAAAUAUUUUUUUAAAGUACAAUUUUGUUACUUUAUAUUAUAGAUUAACUCAUAUUGUGUACAUAUAUAAACUAACUCAUAUGUAUAUAUCUUCAGACACACUUGAAGAUGUUUUAAAAGUUUUUUCCCUUUAUAUGCAGUAUUUUAAAUACUUAUUUAUGCAUCAGUUUUGUUUGUGCUAUUAAUUUGAAUUGUCUAUGAAGAGUGAUACUUAUUGUGGUAGAGUAGAUAGAAUCAGAAGACCUGGGCUUGUGUCAAGCCUCUGACACAUACAGUGAGAUCAGGAACAAAUCAUUUUGCUUCUCAGUGCCCUAGGCAAUUUUCAAAAGCCAUAAGUUUUUAAAGUUCUACAGCUUUAUAGAUGGAGAGAAGUUUCAUACCCAAAUUCUCUAUAAUAAUAAAAUCAUUAGUGCAAACCUCAAUUAUUUAAUAGUCAGUUUGUUAAAACCAUGUUUCUCAAAGCAUGAUCUGGUAGUUCCAAGUUCCCUAAGACCCUUUCUGGGGGGUUUGUAACUUUUUUUCAUAAAACAAAGGCAUUUUCAUUUCUAACAUGGUAAAUAUCAAUACAUAUAACCCACAUAAACAAAAGCUCUUUGGGAUCCUCAGUAAUGUUUAAGAGUAUAAAAGGAAAAAUUUGAGAUAAAAAGUCCAGUUCCUGUUGAAAUUAGCCCCCCAAAUCUGAAUUAAUAUAAUUCACAUUAGUGACAUUUUAUUAUUACUAUGGUUCUUAAAUGGGGUGUGCUCUCAGAGACUAUGUAGUUUUCGAUCAAUUAGGAUUAUUCAGCAAAAAUAACUUUUGAAGAUUCAAAAUAAAAAUGGUUAAAAAAAGAAUUUUAAGUUAUCCCAAAUCUGGCUAGACACUGUCCUUCUGCAUCCUACCAUGCCAUUAUAUAAUAUAAGAUAUCCCUCUUAAUGUUCAGGAAGAGGGCCCUUUGCCCCCACAUUUUUAUCUCCCUCAAAUAGGUCUAAAGCAUUAUAUGGAAAAAUCCCUUCAUAUUCCCUUUCAGAAGAGAAAAUGGGGAUGGUUUUCCCUACUCACAUAAGUCCUUUUGUGCCUGAAAUGAUGCUGGAUUUUAGAAUGUGGAUGGAGGAUCAUAGACAUUGAGCAAAAGGUAUGUGUUAAUGAUGAUCUGGUUGCAAAGAACUUUGCUUGUUAUGUAACACCCAAAGAAAAGAAAAUUGAUUGUUCAGAGAAAUCUACAACAAAGAGUUUAGAAUCCUCUCCAGAUAAAAUCAAUCCUGCACUUGCUCUUUGGCCAAUGUUGUUGCAAGAAAAGAAUCCUGAAAAACUUGAAAAGGGUGUGAUUUUACAACGUAAUGGUCUUUCAUUACAUUUUCCCUCUAAAAAAAUCAGUGAGAAGAUAGAGAAAAUAUAUAAAGAAAAGGACUGUAUCUCCUUAAAAGAAAUAAAUAAAAUUACUGUUGCAACUUCAGCAUAUUGUCCUAGAAAAGGUGGCAUAACUAUUUAUGCUGAGCCAGAUGUACAAACAGAAAGUUCAUGUCAGAAGUUAAAUGAAAAACAAUUCAAAUUGACAUUAAAGAAGAAAUAUGAUGAAAAAAAUGGCUGUGUAAAGUUGCUGCAGUUUUUAAAUCCAGAUCCUUUGAAAACUGAUGGUAUCCAUGACAUACAGCAGUUGCAGAAAUCAAAAUCUGGCAUCCUGCAGCCUUCUGUUGUUCUGAGAAACAAAAUUGAACCCUGUUCAUUUGAAACUGCACCACUUUCAGUAGAUUUGAAAAAGACACUUCGAAAAAAUAAAUUUCUGGGACCUAAUCACACUGAGUCUUAUUGCUGGCCUCCAAUAGCUCGUGGAUGUGAUGUGGUUGUUGUAUCUCAUCAUGGAAAUGAUCCUCUCUUAUAUAUUCCACCAAUGCUUACAUUUUUGCAUACUGGAGGCUGCUACAAGUCAUUACCAAGUAGAAAUGGACCAUUAGCAGUAAUUGUAUGCCCUGGAUGGAAAAAAGCUCAGCACAUAUUUGAACUAUUAGAAGAAUAUGGGAGAUGUUCAAGGCCUCUUCAUCCUAUGUUAUUAAUAAUUGGACUUAACAAAGAAGAAGCUCAAAAUAUGAAGUUUCAGAGGGGAUGUGAAGUGAUUAUAACAACACCCCAUAGCCUCUUGAGACUUCUGAAGUAUCAUAGCUUGUUAUUUCUCAGACUUUGUCAUCUUAUUUUUGAUGAAGUUGAAGUGUUGUUCUCUGAAGCUGGUGAGCAAAUGCUUACUAUUUUAGACUAUUUCAAGAAAACUAUUAUAAUUGAAGAAAGGGAAUCUGCACCUCAUCAGAUUGUAGCUGUUGGAGCUCAUUGGAGCAAACAUAUAGAACUUUUAACCAAAGAAUUUAUGAAUGAUCCUUACAUUGUUAUAACAGCCAUGGAAGAAGCUGCUCUUUAUGGAAACGUCCAGCAGGUAGUGCAACUUUGUCUAGAUUGUGAAAAAACCUCAACAUUACUUCGAAUGCUUGAGUUCAGUCCAAGUCAUGCUCAGAAGACCUUGAUAUUCACAGGUUCUGUGGCUGAAGCAGAAAUAGUUUGUAAGGUAGUGGAAAGCAGUUCAAUAUUUUGCUUGAAAAUGCACACAGAAAUUGCUGCUAAUUUUAAAAAUGUAUUAGAACAAUGGAAAAAGAAGUUAAGUCUUGGGUCUCAUAUUGUAUUGGUUUUAACUGAUGACUGCAUACCUCCUUUGGCUAUAACUGAUGCAACUUGUGUGAUUCAUUUUAGUUUUCCUGGUUCUCCAAAAAUUUUUGGAGGACGUCUAUAUUGCAUGUCUGAUAAUUUCCAAAGUUUAAUUGAACAGGGCACUUCCUCAGAGCAAGGAAAUAAAAAGGCAAAAUCUAUUUUGCUACUAACAGAGAGAAGUGCGUGCUGUGCGGUUGGUGUAUUGCGUUACUUGGAACGAACAGAUGCUAAAAUUCCACCAGAGCUAUGUGACUUCACUGCAGGUGUUUUGGAAGCUAAGGAAGAUAAGAAGCUCAGAAGACCUCUUUGUCAUUAUUUUAAGGUUUCUGGGUUUUGCAAAGAUAAAAGGAUAUGCCCAGAUCGACAUCAUAUUAACCCAGAAAUAGACAUGCCAAGGAAAUUAACUGACCAAACUCUACCAACAGCUGGAUAUAUUAAGAUAAUACCUUUCUAUAUUAUGAAUGCAACAAACUAUUUUGGACGCAUAAUUGAUAAACAUGAGGAUCUAUAUGCAGCCCUUAAUGUGGAAAUGAAGGAGUAUUUUAAGGAAUCCAAUAAUAAAAUGUCUGUUGAAAAAGUUGAGAAGUUUGCCUUGUAUGGACUAUAUGAAAAAGCAAUUUUUCACAGGGUUCAAGUUUUGGAAAUGAGCCCCAAAGAGGAAAAUUGUGUCUUUUUUAAUGUCCACAUAAAAUUUAUAGAUGAAGGCAGAACCAGUGAUACUAAAAAUCAUCAGCUGCUUUAUCUACCCCAGAGAUUCCAGAAUCUGCCUCCUCAAGCAGUAGAAUUUAUUGUUUGUAGAGUAAAACCUAUCGAUAAUGAAGUUGAAUGGAACCCAAAGGUUACUAGAUAUAUUCACCAUAAAAUUAUAGGAAAACUUCAUGAGGCAAAAGUAGUACUGUCUUUGGGAAAUACAGUUUGGAUUGAUCCAAUGGUCCAUCUCACCAAGCUUUCAGAUUUGAAAACUUCUGUAAUUGAAUAUAAUGUACGAGCUGAAAUAUUAUCAAUGGGAAUGGGUACUGAUAAUCCAGAACAUAUAGAUCAACUUAAAAAACUGUGCCAAGAAGGGAAAAUGUUUCCCCUGCAAGAGAACACAUUCCAAACCAUAAUACCUCCUUUAACGCCCAACAGAACAAGAGAGGAUACAGGAGGCCUGCAAGGUUCAAUAUCAGACGAUGACAAAAUUUCAGAAAACAAUAUUUCCUUACAAGUUAAUAAAGAAAAUCAAAAGUCUGGAUGCAGGUUCUUAAAAUUAUUCUCACUACUUGACAAAAAAGGAAAUGGGCUAAGGAAACGUAAGAGACUUGCUCCCAGUCACAUGUCCAAUAUCAGAGGGGGAAUUGGAAUUACCCAGGACUCGGCCAGUCUCUUUUCAUUGUAUCAUGCUGCUGCUUCAGAACUGGAAGUGAUAUCAGAAAAUAGUGGAGAUCAUUGUAUUAAAGAAACAACACAGCAACAGCAGCAGAAAAGUUUCCACCCAGAAAUAAAAUGGUUUCAAAAAGAAGAUGUUGUAAUUCUGAAGAUAAGACUAAGAAAUGUAAAAGAUCAGAAAUGUAAAUUUUUUAGAGAAAGGGUGGUUUUCAGUGCUUGGGUAGGAGAUAAAUUUUACUUGGCUGAUAUGGACCUGCAUGCAAAUAUAUUAAAAGAAGAAUCCAAAUGUUUAAUUAAGAAUGAAGAACCUAUAAUCACUCUUGUAAAAGAGAAAAAAGGAUCUUGGCAUAAUUUACUCAAGAAAAGGAAUCCUAAUGUGUCUUUUGACUUUGAUCACUGGGAGGAAUGUGAAGAUAUAAGUCCCUUUUCUAAUGUUGUGUGCUCUCGAAAAGUAGUCAACACUGAUAUGCAGAUAAACGAAGAUCUCGAUGAUUCUUCUGAGGACAGUGAAACUGAUAGUGAAUAGCAAGCCCAUUGAAUUCUGGUUGGAAGCUUUCCAGAGAUACACAUGGACACCUCCUAACCUUUUUUAUGCCAGGGAAGAAAAAUCAUCUUGUCUAUAAAAGUAGUCAUUUCAUUUACUGAUGGUAAGAAUUACCUGGUUGCCAGUUUAUAUAAAGUGACCAAAAUUAAGGGUUCCCUAUUUGAAAAAUACAUGUCCAGCUAAUAAUGUACUAAUGUAAUGUAUUGUAAUAAUUUCUUCUCCUCCUCGAUGUCAUUUAGCUAUAGCAAGGUUUAAAUUUGAUUGGAAAAUAGCAAGUUUUGACACCCCUUCCCCCACCCCGGUAGCAAAAUAAAAAAUCUGAGUCCAUUAAUUUUACUUUAGGUCAGAGUUGUAAAACAAGUGAUUUAAAAAUUGUAUGAUUCACUGACCUAUGUAAAUUAUUGGAUUUUAUAAUUCUAUUCUAAUGGAGUCAGAUUUCACCUCAUAAAAUUAUACUUUAACCAGGUUUAUUGAUCCCAUUAUUUCCUUAAUUAGGCCUUAGGGAUAUAGAGUCUUCUCCCUAUUGUUGUUAUGGGUAUAGAUGUUUGAAUCGGUUUGCAUUAAUAAGCAUAUACUAAAUAGUUUAAUAGUCUUAAAAUAACUGGUUUAGACAGUUUUCUGGUGGUAUUAAAUUCACACUUUAUGAAGAAUCAGUAUAACUAUUGACCGUGACAUCACUAAUUUUAAAUUAAUCUCUUAUACACUGAUGGAAUGCGAUUGGCUGAAAGUUUAUGAUCUCCAGAAAGAAAAAUACUUGGGCCUAACUUGUAGAGAUUUCUGAAUGCAGAAGCUAUAGCUUCCAGUAACCCUUUGUACCACUCGGGUGUGGGACUCCGGGUAUUUCUGUAUCAUAGAGUAACCCCAACAUGCGAAACAAAAGUUGCUUUUUUAGUGAAAUUGCAAACACAGUAGGGUUGCCUAAUUUUAGCCCUCAGGAAUACUGGGAAUAUCAGAAUGUUCUUAACCAAUUGGCAAAGCAUUAUAUUGAAGUCAUCAAAAUCACAUACUUGGUUGAAAUGUAUGCAGAAACCCUUUCUUAAUAUGUACAUACACCACGGACUUCUUUUUAAGCUGUAAAAUUUCUCUUUAUUGGAAUCACCAAACUUAAAGUUAUUUGUGUUUACUAAUAGAACACACUGAACAUAGAGAGAAAAAUAGACCUUUCAAAUUGAAGACAAAUUUAAAAUUUAUAAGGUAGACGUGACUUAGUGAAUGGUGCAUUACACUAGUAUGCUAUUUAGAUAACCACUAGAUAGUAUUUGGGCAUUCUCCUUUUUGUUUAGCAAAAAGAAAGAAAAGGUCCUGUCUUGAUAAAAUUUGGUCAUAGAAAUACAUAUUUUGUAUACAUUUGAUAAAAAAACUCUUCCAUUCAGUUUUGUGAAGUGGAGUGACAUUAAACUUUGAGUCUCAGUUUUCUCAUCUGUAAAAUGGGCUACUUAUGAAGGAGAGAACACAAGGGGACAAUCACAGCACCAUUUUAAAGGAGUAUUUCUAAGAAAAAAGUGAGGACAUUUUUCCCAUGACAAGAUCAAGUGACAGGUUACCCUUUUUGCCAGAAUAGGUGGGGGUUUUCUGACUUUGUAUAUAUAGGUAGGUCUGUCGUUCAUGUGUGUGUUCUCCUCCCUUUGGCCACUUGUUAACCUUAAAGUUCAGUGAAUAUACUUUUGCCCCUACAUGUGAUAUUAUACAUUAGGGGAUGGAGCUGAGUCAAGGAGGCAAGUACAUAGAAUUCAAAAUGAAAUUAGAUUUUCUUGAAUUAAAACUAAGUAAAAUGUACCAGUAUCAUCAUGUCCUUCAAUAUUUAUCUUCAAAUUCGUUUAUACAUAUACAGAUUACAACAGGCAGCCCAUGACAAUAGAAGCUUUGUUCAGUGAAUUUUCUUGUCGUGUACCCAGUGAUACCCCAGUGUGUAUAGGAUUUCAUUGCUUUCUGUCAGUAGUUUCUCUCUUUUAGCUUGCCUGCUUUUUGUUUGUUUUUUUGGUUAUUCUUUACUAAACAUUUUUUGGAAGCCAGUAAUAGAACUGCCUAAAGAUGUUUAAUCCUAAGAAAAACCAAGCAAAUGGGUAGCUUAAGUUGUGAUGAUCAUUUUACAAAAUCAAUGUUAAGGUAAUAUAAUUUGUUGUUUUUCUUAAGUUCAAACAUCUUAAUUUUAAAGCCACCGGUGUUCAUUAGAAUUUUUAAGUUAUUUAAUUUUAUUUUAAAAGUAUCAAAUGUGCAACAUUUUUGUAUUUGAACAUGUAGUAUUGACAAACUUAAGACUUGUAAACUAUGAUGUUACAACUUUUUAUAAUGGAAACAAGGCUUCUUCUACAUUUUAAGUUCUCCUAUAAAAGUUUUCUUGGUGUUGUGAAUAACAUGCAUAUUUCUUCUUAUGGCUUCUUCUGUCAGUUGCCUAUGCUCUUAUUCACUUGAUUGUAAUGGGAAAUGGAAAUGUGUCAUCAAUAAAAUAUACUUGUUUUCUUACAAAA
This is a messenger RNA of Monodelphis domestica (gray short-tailed opossum), 8410 nucleotides long. The record is from RefSeq and is a predicted model, not a curated record. Lineage: Eukaryota; Metazoa; Chordata; Mammalia; Didelphimorphia; Didelphidae.